AUUCUGAAGGAGGGUUUGGCCGGAAGUCGUCGUCGCCUUAUCGUAGCUUGCCCGAUUCUGUCAAAGUCCGUUAGACAAUCAUUAAACUAACAGAAAAACAGAAAUAUAAAGUAUAUCCGUGAUAGUAAACUGAACGCAGCUGCUUUAGAGAAGCUACACGUCUGGGCUAAGAAACUGUUUUACAGAUUUAAAAGCCCCGUUUCACGUUAAAGUCGACGUGAAGUUCCAAGCUAACGUCAUGUUACCUGAAGCUAACCUGAGCUAACGGGAUUAGCUCCUUUAAUUGGUUGAUAAACUGACAGUUAACGGUUGUUAAAUGGCCGUUGAGCGGAGCCGUUGGUCGCGCCAGCCUGGAGAGCUGUAAAGGAUGCUCCAGGGGUCUUACAGUGGUCUGGACCGGGACCGUCCUCUCAUCCGGAUCCCGUUCACCAGCUUCGCCGUGGCAACGGUGCUGCUGCCUCUGACCGGCCUCAUCGGCUGCCUCUUCAUCUCACUCAUCUACCACUAUGAGGAGGCAGUCUACACACACUGCCAGGUACCAAACUACCUCCCGUCCAUCAGCGCUGCUAUCAGCGGCGUGCCGGAGCGCUACGUCUGGCGCUGCUGCAUCGGGCUGCACUCGGCCCCUCGCUACCUGGUGUCCGUGGCGUACCUGGGCUUCUACCGCGCACGCUUCGCCGCCAGGCUGCCGGAGCUGCUGCUGAGCUGCCUGGCGUUACUCUGCAGCCUGGCCGAGAACACGGGGCUGCUGCUGCUCACCUACGUGGCCUCCACGGAAACCUACAGUCUUCAUAAAAACGGUUUCAUCGUGUUCGUGGGGAGCUCGUUGCUGCACAUGCUCGUUACCUGCAGACUGUGGCAGGUGAUCAGGAGAAACUAUGUGGACCCAAAGGAGAAGACAUCGUAUCGCUGGAAGCUGCGUCUCUGUCUGUUUAACGUCAGCUGCUGUUUGGCCGCCGCGUACUUCUUCAGACGCCACAACAAGUACUGUGAAGCCGGAGUCUACACCCUGUUCGCCCUCUCGGAGUACCUUGUGGUUUUCUCCAACAUGGCCUUCCACAUGACAGCCUUCUGGGACUUUGGGAGCAAAGAGGUGAUCGUGGCCACGCCGCCUGAAGACAAGCGCUUCUGAGGACUCUUUUUUUUUUUUUUUUUUUUUUAUAUUUAUUUUUUAGGAAAAGGUGACAGAAACAUUCUUAUAUCUGAGCAGGGGAAGGCAGCGUGCAGCCUGAUGAACUCGUCCGUAUCAUCUGGAACUGAAAAGAUCUGAGGAAUCCAUCGGGAAGGUAGUUACAAAACGCUCCAAAGACAGGCUUUUAUUUUGGCGCUCCAAAGACAGGCUUUUAUUUUGGCGGGGGGGAAAACUGGCACGGUCGUUCUAAAAGGGUUCCCUCCGUCACCUCUUCACGUAAACAUUUUGAGCGACAUAUACAGCGGACGGAUUGGGUUUAGGAAAGUCCUGACCAACCUCCCUAUACGAAUUUUCGCCCUUUCAUACUACUCACUACUAGGGCUGGGAUGAAUCGAUACUGCAUAGUAUCACGAUAUUUUUCAUGGCGAUGCUGUAUCGAUACACAGACGCCAAGUAUGGAGCUUCUAUGAUAUAUGUGUUGGUCAGUCUGUCUGCUUGAUAAUCACAUUUUGCACCAAUAAAAUUGAAGUGAGAUGAACAAACAGACAUUUAUCUUUUUAGAUAAAACAGAUGUUGACACAAGUUUCCUUUUGGGGCCAAAAUUUGAAAUUGGGGAAAAAUCUAAAGUUGGAAAAAAGGUAAUACAUUGCAAUACAUCGCAGAAUAUUGCAAUAUGUUUAAAAUCGCAAUAAUAUCGUAUCGUGACACAAGUAUCUGGAUGAUAUCGCAUCGUGAGGCCUCUGGUGAUUCUCACCCCUACUCACUACAGUGUAAAUUCACACACAAUCCCAAGGUAAUAUAAGUCAACGGAGGCCGGACAAUGUUGAUAAACACACUAAAAAGCCAGUAUUUGUCUUGAUAACGCACCAAUAAUGGCGUGUACGUAUUGGCGUGUUGUACAUACACCACUUCAUGAGAUUUGUCCCUCUCUAAAAAUACGAUUAGUUUCGGGAGAUAAUGUCCACGUUGUCACUUCUCUUCUUGAAACAUUACAACUUUUUUUGGUUCUUAAAUCAUAUUCUAUAAGAUGAUAUGCUUGUAGCGUCGCUGUGACGUGAGAACCACGUUUUAUUUAAAUUUUUUUUUCAACUUUUUGAGAACUUUAUUAACUGAGCGUCAUUGUAUGAGAGAGUUUUAUAUAUAACAGGUCUAACAGAAUAUACACACAGUUCCCCUCGGGGCAACAAGCUGCCACAACUUACUACUGCUGUUAUUUUACACAUGUAUUUCAUAGAGUGCUGGACAUGAAGUGUUUGGACAGUGAAAGUGUUUUUGGGGGACGAGCCCCAGACCCCCCCCAAAUGUUGAAACCAAGCCUACACCUUUGUGUGCUCGUAGGAAAAUAUCAAAUUGUGCGAUUGACUUUGACUGACGGGUUGCGAUGUGAUUGAAGGGAAUGGUCGUUUUUGUAUCAUUAUUCUCAUUUUCAUUGAAAAAUAUUAAAAUGAAAAAUAAAUUUAAA
This is a messenger RNA of Perca flavescens (yellow perch), 2594 nucleotides long. RefSeq names its product post-GPI attachment to proteins factor 2. Gene Ontology annotation, cellular component: Golgi membrane; endoplasmic reticulum membrane. Bases 368 to 1132 code for a protein of 254 amino acids. The transcript is spliced from 6 exons. The record is from RefSeq and is a predicted model, not a curated record. Lineage: Eukaryota; Metazoa; Chordata; Actinopteri; Perciformes; Percidae. Gene Ontology annotation, biological process: GPI anchor biosynthetic process.